Messenger RNA from Pipistrellus kuhlii (Kuhl's pipistrelle), 5353 nucleotides. RefSeq names its product reticulophagy regulator 1 (gene RETREG1). Gene Ontology annotation, biological process: negative regulation of neuron apoptotic process; reticulophagy. Gene Ontology annotation, cellular component: endoplasmic reticulum membrane. Lineage: Eukaryota; Metazoa; Chordata; Mammalia; Chiroptera; Vespertilionidae. The record is from RefSeq and is a predicted model, not a curated record. The coding region runs from base 76 to 1548 and encodes 490 amino acids. The transcript is spliced from 9 exons.
CGGAGCGCGCCCCGUGUCGGACCCGCACCCAGGCGCGCCCCCGCGAGCCCGCCCCGCCCGCAGGCGCCGCUGGAGAUGGCGAGUCCCGCGGCCCCGGAGCCCGCCGAGGAGGGAUGCCCGGCUCCGGCUGCCGGGGAGCAGGAGCCGCCGCCCCGGGCUCCCCGCGGGGAGCGGGGGCAGCAGGCGCCGGAGGCAGGGGCGGCGGCGGCCCCCGGGAGGCAGGUGCCGGAGGCGGCGGGCGAGGUGGCGGCCGCGGUGAGCUGGCUGCUGGGCGAGCCCGGGCUGUGGCUGGGCUGCUGCGCCCGGGAGCUCCUGAGCUGGCAGAGGCCGCUGCGCACCCUCCUGGGCUUCGCCGGGGCCAACCUGCUCUUCUGGUUCCUUGCAUUGACUCCAUGGAGAGUGUAUCACCUGAUUGCCGUCUCGAUACUUGGGCGAGUUAUUAUGCAAAUAAUAAAGGAUAUGGUUUUGUCUAGAAAGAGAGGUGCACAGCUGUGGAGAAGCCUCAGUGAAAGCUGGGAGGUUAUCAAUUCCAAACCAGAUGAAAGACCCAGGCUCAGCCACUGUAUUGCAGAAUCCUGGAUGAAUUUCAGCAUAUUUCUUCAAGAAAUGUCUCUUUUCAAACAGCAGAGCCCUGGAAAGUUUUGUCUCCUGGUCUGCAGUGUGUGCACAUUUUUUAUGAUCUUGGGAAGUUACAUUCCUGGGGUUAUACUCAGCUACCUACUCUUACUGUGUGCAUUUUUGUGUCCACUGUUUAAAUGUAAUGAUAUGGGACAAAAACUAUACAGCAAAAUCAAGUCAGUUCUGCUGAAACUAGAUUUUGGAAUUGGAGAAUAUAUUAACCAGAAAAAACGCGAGAGAUCUGAAGCAGACAAAGAAAAAAGUCACAAAGAUGACAGUGAAUUAGACUUUUCAGCUCUUUGUCCUAAGAUUAGCCUCACGGUGGCUGCCAAAGAGUUGUCUGUGUCCGACACAGACGUCUCCGAGGUCUCCUGGACUGACAAUGGGACCUUCAACCUUUCAGAAGGAUACACUCCACAGACAGACACUUCUGACGAUCUUGACCGACCUGGUGAGGAAGUUUUCUCUCGAGGCCUUUCAGAUUUUCCAUCUCUAGAAAAUGGCAUGGGAACAAACGAUGAAGAUGAAUUAAGCCUCGGCUUGCCCGCAGAGCUCAAGGGAAAAAAGGAGCAGUUGGACAGUGGUCUCAGACCCAGCAAAGAGAGGCCAUCAUCCACUGGUCUCACCCUUCCUCUGAGCAGUGACCAAACCUUUCACCUGAUGAGCAACCUGGCUGGGGACGUCAUCACAGCUGCAGUGACUGCUGCCAUCAAAGACCAGUUAGAGGGCGCGCAGCAAGCCCUUUCUCAGGCGGCACCCAGCCCGGGAGAGGACACAGACACUGAAGAAGGUGAUGACUUUGAACUCCUUGACCAGUCAGAGCUCGAUCAAAUUGAGAGUGAAUUGGGACUUUCACAAGACCAGGAAGCAGAGGCACAGCAAACUAAGAAGUCUUCGGGCUUCCUUUCAAAUCUACUCGGAGGCCAUUAGUCUGGAAUCGGCUUUAUGACAGAGCACAGAUAACUACCAAAAAAUUUCAAACAAGCAAAAAACAAAACAAAAAAAAAAGGAAAAAAAUGUUUUUGAACUGUGAGCUUUACUCAUUGCUUUAGAUUAUUUUGUCUUAUUUUCUCUUCUGCAGUGAAUUAAUUGGAUAUAUAUCAGCUGAUACUGAUAGAUAGACUUAUCUGAUAGUUAUUUUUAUGUAAUAAGCAUGGAAAUGAAAAAAAAAUAUGUAUAUACAAUUGACCCUUGAACAAAUGGGUUUGAACUGUGCAGGAUUAUGUCAAUAAAUACUAUAAAUGUAUUUUCUCUUCCUUAUGAUUUUCUUAGAUAUUUUGUUUCUCUAGCCGACUUUCUUGUAAGAAUACAGUAUAUAAUACAUAAACAAGACAUGUUAAUCAACUGUUUGUGCUAUCAGUAAGGCAUCUGAUCAGUGGUAGGCUAUUAGUAGUUACAUUUUGGGGCGAGUCAAAGAUAUACACAGAUUUUUGACUGCGCAGUGGGUCGGUGCCCCUAACGCCUGCAUUGUUCAAGGGUCAACUUGAUGUGUAUGUAUAUGUAUGCGUGUAUGUGUGUACACAUACAUAUAUAUACACACACAUAUACAUACAUACUGUGUUUUCAGACAUGAAUAUUUGGGGUUAUUUUUAGAGCAAAAAGAAAACAUGAAAUUAUUGAGAUACUUCCAUAAGUACUCCUUACUUUUUCUUGCAAUUUUCUCUGCAAUUAAUUUUUCAAGCAUGCAAGAACAGUUUAUUGUAAUUCACUGAAACAUUAAUAACUAAUUGGGAAUACAUGUUAUAUCAGCCCCCUUUGUUCCUAACAUUGGGAAACAUAAAUAUUUUUGGUGGGUUUUGUUGUAAAAAGAUAAAAAUUGUCGAGGCAUCUUUAAUUGAAGAUUUGAAAGAAAAUAUCAGAAUUAAUUUCCUAGGAAAAAAUCUUAAAAUUAUUUAAUUCCUUUGGAUAGGCUGGUACAUUUCCAUUGUUAUUUCUGCAGUUGUAGAUUUAGGCUUACUUAAAAAUGGCAUGCUCCAUUGACUGUCAGCUCUAGUCCCGCAAUGGGUGGUAUUAACCCAUAGAAAGCAAGUAAUUAUAGAUCAAGUAUACCGCUGUAAACAGAUAUUGGGCUAUGUUUUGUGGUUCAAUUAUCAUAUAUUUGUAAUAGAGAUAUCAUGAGUGCAGAGCUAUUUUGCCUGCUCAGAUCAAGGUUAAGCCCUCAUCUUUGAUAUUGUGUCAUGGGGAAAAAACCUUCUCUCAAAAUCAUGAAACUAGUUCCUGGUCUGUUCUGUGAGUGAUGUGGUCAUAAGCAGUAGAGAAAAAUAACUGUUUUUAUAGUCUGCAUAAAUUCUCCUACAGGAGAAAAACUUGCUUGGCUUUAAUAUGUAUUUAUUUGCCAAUGAAGUCUAAAUAUUUAAUGUUUCUCACUUGGAAGCUAGAAUAUGUUUUUCCAUUAUUUUAAACUUUUUAAAAUCAAAUUUGUUGGAGGUUUUUAAGAAAGGACUAAAGAACAGAAAUCAAGCUAAUUGUGUUUUUUCGAUGUAGCAUUUAAUAGUGUUGAGAGACCAUGCCAGCAAUACCAACAGUCCCUUCAAUCUUCAGUACUGCUGGCAUUGCCACAAAUGCACACAGACAUCUGAGACCCUCAGAAAGGAAGGAUAAUCCAAGAAUAUAGGAAAUCUGUGCUCUACACCCCUUCAUUUGAUUUUCUAAAGGAUAGGCUAAUCAUAAGUAAUCUGACAUUUUAAUAUAGCAGCUCUUAUUUAUUUUUUUCCUUCUGAGAUAUUAAAAUAUCUAGACUGAAUUUUGCCAAAUGUGUAAGGGAGAGAAAUUACUGAAGACUUUGAACACCUGCUUUUUGUGAGUGACUCUGCUUAUAUGUCAUUAGUGCCUCAUGACUGUGUUUGAUGUCCUUUAUUGAUACACAGUGAGCCUGUGCCUUCAUUAUCUUGCCCAUUUUGGUACAAAUGAAAACUUGGUGUUAGAUCUAUGAACUGUGUGUGUGUGGGAGAAAUAUACCUGAAUUCUAUUCAAUAAGAGUUUCUAGACAUGAAGAAAAAUACAGUCACAUAUUUCCAGUGGCAACUAGGAUUCACCCCCUCCCCCCCCCCUUUUUUUUUUUAACAUGUAUGUUUCUUCAUUUAAAAAAUAUUUUUGGCCAUAAAGUCAAAAAGAUUGAAAGUCAUUUCAAUUUCUUCAUUGAGGGGGAAAUAAGAAGUUAAAUAAUCCAAAUAAUUAAAGAAUGUGUUACAAUUCAGUGGACAAGCUUACACAAGAAGAUAAACUCAGAGUUUAUGGUAUGAACAAUGCACUAGAAUCAAAUGUUGUUAACUUAAAUCAAAAGGGUCUUUGGGACGGGGAGGGAAUGAGGACAAGGGAGAGUAGAAAAAGGUGUUACCAGCACUAUGGAGAAGAAAUGUCAGCUCUCUAUCGGCAGUGGCUUUCUCACCUCAUAUCUUCACUGUCUGCCUAUGAACCUGGCACUUCAAUGUGAUUUGUUCGAGAAUAUGAUCACAAAUUUACACAUACAAUAAUGGUACUCUUAAUUCAAACUAACAGAGGGGUUUUGUUUUGUGUGUGUCUAUGAUUUUUUUGUUUGUUUGUCUUUUGGUGGGGGAACAUUAUAUAUAAGCUUGUUUCUGAUUUUAAGAUAUAGUAACAGUAAACCCUGUGGCUGAUCUGGUAAAGGGGGCGGGGGGGGGGGGCACACUCUAUAUCCCUUACCAUCAGGAUUGAUGCAGUCAUUAAAAUCUGAAGCAUGGAUUUAUUUUUUAAUUAUAGAAGAGUUGUAGAAAAAUGUUUUGCUCAUUUCCAGUAGAAAAUGUUGAGCAAAACAAUGAAAAUAAUAUAUAUUGAUCAUGCAUAUUGAUCUGAAACAACAAAGCAGAGUCCAAGAAGGUCAAGUUUGCUUUGGAAGGUCAACCCAGGGUUAAAGUAGUGUUUAUAUUCUCAUUCUGAAACAUCUUUGCUUUUUCCUACCCUAAAAAUCUUCAAAAGUGAAUUUUAAAAAAAAUUGCCCCUCUCCAGCUUAGUAGUCUUUUAAGAAAAGAAACUUGUAUAAGAUUUUGCAAUUGGAAAACAUCCUCAACAGCUUUAGGCAUCUCCCUCCAAUAUUUGAAAUAAGAGCAACUUUCCUUUAAAUAUUGUAAGUGGCAAAUGCCAACAUACUUCUGAUUUUAGGUCAGAGGCAAGUCUACAUUUAAGAAAAAUAUAAUUUAGUUGAUGUAGAGUUUACACUGCUCCAGCUAUAUUGGUUAUAAGGUAGAAAUUAUUCUGAAAAAAGUUAAACUGUUGUCAUAGGUCAUUUGUGAUCAUGAUGGAAUUAAAAAAUCCCUGAACUAUUUUUGUAUGCAUUGUUCCUCCAUUUCCACCAAAGCAUUUCAGCUGGGAUGGAAUGUCAGAAGUAGGCCUUUGGUUCUGAUGUUAAAAUUAUGGUCCUAAUUCACAAUGUCAAAGUCACAUAACAUCCUAAGACCACCACCUCAAUUUCCCCAACAUAAAUUAGGAAACUAAUUUUUAUUUUCUCAUAGGGAUGAUUUGAGAAUGAAUGGGAGAGGAAAAAAGCAUUUGAAACACUUUCAGGGGAUAAAAAAGCUGUAUAAAACCAAGAUAGUGAUUCCCUCUCCCCGCCUCCCCCCCUAGCCUGUGUUUCAACUAAACCAUCUUUUUAAAUAAGAAAACAGUCAAUAAGUACCUGCUUAUAAGAAAACUCUGUUUCUUUCAAUGGGCCUACCACUUUAUUGGCCUCAUAACCCAAUAAAUGCUGUGAAAUAAAGGAUGAAAAGUUUUGCAAAAA